Messenger RNA from Alosa sapidissima (American shad), 5775 nucleotides. It is a transcript of the gene prkd3, whose product is annotated as protein kinase D3. The transcript has 20 exons. Gene Ontology annotation, biological process: protein phosphorylation. Gene Ontology annotation, molecular function: ATP binding; protein serine/threonine kinase activity. The record is from RefSeq and is a predicted model, not a curated record. The coding region runs from base 928 to 3606 and encodes 892 amino acids. Lineage: Eukaryota; Metazoa; Chordata; Actinopteri; Clupeiformes; Clupeidae.
UUUAGCGGAGACGGGGGAGCAGUCACAGCUGGAGGGAUAAUCAGAUGCGCAUGAAGUAGGUAUCUGGCAGCAAAUAGAAGAUAACAGAAAGUUUUCAAAGAGAGUACAGGUCUCCAUUUCCAGUGGUGGCUUUGUUUUUACAAGUGCAUCAGUAGGUCUACUGCUGGGCUAUUUACUUAAAUUUCCAGAAAAGGAGAGGUAGUUCACAUAAAAUCUCCGUUUAGUGGUUGGUGGAAUUACAAGUUUUUGCAAUUCACUUGGCAGGAUAAAAUUAACGUCCUUUGCACAGAGAGUAGAGUUCUUUGCCAGCUCUCCAGUCGGGAGUGGGAGGGUCCAGAUGUUUGAGUAGCCGUGGUUCCAGAUGUUGGUUCCAGUUGUAGGCCUACUUGGUGACCAAGCAUAGAUAAACAAGUUAAAAUUACAAUGAAAACAUUGAACACGUUAAACCUCUUCCAAAACAGUUUCUGAUCAGAGGAUAGCACUUGGAUCUCUUGAAACAGUGCACGGACUUUCUUCAUUUCAGACCGUGCUGGAGCCACAAAAGCUGAUCUGGGGAGCAACUGUGUUGGAUACGCUGCGGUGUAGUCUCAAAGGGCAUCUCUCCAUGCAGGACUUGGAUUUUAGCGAAGAAGUGAACUUCAGGCACCAGAAGAUGCGUUUGGGAUCACCGUAUUCGACCGCUGCCUGCCUUUCCGUCCGAGUUGGAGAGAGGUGUCUCUUAAUGAGGCUCACGGUGCUAAUGCACACGUCUUCUAAACUUUGAGAAAACUCAUGUAGGAACUUUCUCUUAUUGGACUGGGUGCCUCACCUACGUAGCCUGUUUAACUUGUGCAGUUCAGUAGAUCACUGAACUGGCUGCUGUGGUUGAUUGAGACCACAAAUAGUUUUUUUACACAGUGAUCAUCUCAGCGGUUUGAGGACACCCAAAUGUCUACCUGCAGCAGUACGACUCCUCCGACCUUCCCUAAAGCCUAUCUCCAUUCUCAACAUCCACCCGCGCCACCAUCUCCCUCCACGUCCCCAAGCCCUAUCCUAUACAGCCGCCUCUCCAACGGGAGUUUGAAUGCUCCAAGUCCAACGAACUCCAGGAGCUCGUUCCAUGGGGUCUCUUUUCUUCUUCAGAUUGGACUCACCCGUGAAACAGUUAACCUGGAGCCGAACGACUUGUCAUUAUCUGCUGUGAAGGACCUUGUUUGCUCCAUAGUCGACCAAAAGUUCCCAGAGUGUGGAUUCUUUGGAAUGUAUGACAAGAUCCUUCUCUUUCGGCAUGACCUGAAUUCCGACAACAUCCUCCAGAGGCUCACUUCAGCUGAAGAUAUUCAUGAAGGGGAUCUCAUAGAGGUCGUGCUCUCUGCUCAAGCUACAGUGGAGGACUUCCAAAUUCGACCCCAUGCCCUCUACGUUCACUCCUAUAAAGCACCAGCUUUCUGCGACUACUGUGGGGAGAUGCUGUGGGGUCUAGUCCGACAAGGCCUUAAAUGUGAAGGUUGUGGUUUGAACUACCACAAGCGAUGUGCUUUUAAAAUCCCAAACAACUGCAGUGGGGUGAGGAAAAGGCGACUGUCCAACGUGUCCCUGCCCGGCCCAUCCCUGUCCAUCCCACGGCCCCCCUCUGUAGAGCAUACCGCGGCCGUCCAAGAGGAGCAGCGCCCUCACCAGGAGGCUGGGAAGCGCAUCCCCUCAUGGAGUGGCAGGCCCAUCUGGAUGGAGAAGAUGGUGUUGGGGCGGGUCAAGGUGCCGCACACCUUCGUCAUCCACACGUACACACGGCCCACCAUCUGCCAGUUCUGCAAGCGCCUGCUCAAAGGGCUCUUCCGUCAGGGAAUGCAAUGUAAAGACUGUAAAUUCAAUUGUCACAAACGAUGUGCGUCAAAGGUGCCAAAAGACUGUCUGGGCGAAGUCAUCUUCAAUGGAGAACCAGCAAGUCCAGGGCCAGACUCGGACACCACCAUGGAGGUGGACAGCGUGAACAGUGACAGCAGCCGAGGGCUAGACGACUCAGAGGAGCCCUCCACUCCGGAGGACAAGAAGAUCUUCUUCAUGGACUCCCCAGAUCUGGACCGCGAGAAGGACGAGGAGCCGGUGAAGACCAUCAGCCCCACCACCAGCACCAACAUCCCUCUGAUGCGGGUGGUGCAGUCCAUCAAACACACCAAGAGGAGGAGUUCCACCAUGGUGCGUGAGGGAUGGAUGGUGCACUACACUAGCAGAGACAACCUGAGGAAGAGGCACUACUGGAGACUGGACAGCAAGAGUCUGACCUUGUUUCAGAAUGACUCAGGGGCCAAGUUCUACAAGGAGAUUCCUCUGUCGGAGAUACUUCAGGUGGAGUCUGCCAAGGACUUCAGAAACCUGGCUCUGGGAGGGACCCCUCACUGCUUUGAGAUCAUCACCGCCACCAUGGUCUACUACGUGGGGGAGAACACGGUGGGCCCGCACCUCCACGUACCCAACCCCGUGCUCGCGGCGUCCGGCGUGGGCCUGGAGGUGGCCCAGGGCUGGGAGAAGGCCAUCAGGCAGGCACUGAUGCCCGUCACGCCACAGCCCAGUGUGUGUGCCGCUGCUGGACAGGGCAAAGACCACAAGGAGCUGUCCAUCAGCAUCUCCGUGUCGAACAGUGAAAUCCAGGAGAAUGUGGAUAUCAGCUCAGUCUACCAAAUUUUUGCUGAUGAAGUGCUGGGAUCGGGGCAGUUUGGAGUUGUAUAUGGAGGGAAACACAGGAAAACAGGGAGAGAUGUGGCCAUCAAAGUGAUUGACAAAAUGAGGUUCCCCACCAAACAGGAGAGCCAACUGAGGAAUGAGGUGGCCAUUCUACAGAACUUGCAUCAUCCCGGCAUUGUCAACCUGGAGUGCAUGUUUGAGACACCAGAGAGAGUCUUCGUCGUCAUGGAGAAGCUUCACGGUGACAUGCUGGAAAUGAUUCUCUCCAGCGAGAAGAGCAAACUCCCUGAGCGGGUCACCAAAUUCCUUGUUACGCAGAUCCUAGUGGCCCUGAGGCAUCUGCAUUUCAAGAACAUCGUCCACUGUGACCUGAAGCCUGAAAAUGUUCUCCUUGCAUCGGCAGAGCCUUUCCCUCAAGUGAAGCUCUGUGAUUUCGGGUUCGCUCGAAUUAUCGGCGAGAAGUCGUUCCGGAGGUCGGUCGUUGGAACGCCAGCGUACCUGGCCCCUGAAGUGUUGCGGAGUAAAGGCUACAACCGCUCGCUGGACAUGUGGUCUGUGGGCGUCAUCAUCUACGUCAGCCUCAGCGGAACCUUCCCGUUCAACGAGGAUGAGGACAUCAACGACCAGAUCCAGAACGCAGCGUUCAUGUAUCCCCCGCAACCUUGGAAGGACAUAUCCUCUGAAGCUACAGAUCUCAUCAACAACCUGCUCCAGGUGAAGAUGAGGAAGCGGUACAGUGUGGACAAGUCUCUCAGUCACCCGUGGUUACAGGACUACCAGACCUGGCUGGACCUGCGGGAGUUUGAGACGCGGAGGGGGGAGCGCUACAUAACCCACGAGAGCGACGACGCUCGGUGGGAGGAGUACGCCAACCAGCACACCCUUGUUUACCCCAAACACUUCAUCAUGGCUCCCAACCUAGAUGACAUGGACGAGGACCCCUAGAGGCCUGGAGGACCGCACGGGGGGGUGUGUUUGUGUGUGGCCAUAUGAGGAGUGACAGCAGAUCUCUCUGCUUGUGAAGAGACUCCAGGAGGACAGGGCUUGUUGGCCGCUGUCAGUACAUGAGACUCAGGCAGUGCAGGACGGAGGGCACUGUUCUCUCAAUAGACAUGUGAUCGUGGGCAGUGGGCACCAGGAUCUGAAGAGGUGCUGCGAAUGAACAGGGGGCAAGUUGAGGCCCACGUGGACAGACUUUAAGGGACACGUUCUUUUUCCCUUAUUCUCUUCUAAUAUAUCUAUAUUUUUAUAUUUAAACAUGCAUUCCUUGCCUUUAGAAGGGCGAUCGCCAUUCUGUGUUUUAGCCUUUUGAAAGCAGAAAGAGGGCAACUGAACAUGCAGUAGUAUAACAAUAUUAUUAUUAAUGACAUGAAUAAUAAUAUUAAAUGUCAUUUUAAUUGGGAGAAGUUGAGAUGUUUGCUUGCAUGAUUUUUUUUUUUAUAACGUGAAUGGGAAUUGUUUGUUUUUCCUACUUGUUAUUUCAAUAAUGUUUGAGGGUAUUGAACUGGAACACUUUUCUUAUAUAUUACAGUGUUAUCUGAGAGACUAGUUCUCUGUGCUGCGGCUCACCCUUGAUAGCCUUUGAUGCAAGCUACUGGACCAUAAUUAAGAGACAAGAAACUGGCUGCUACAAACAGAAAUGUAAUAUUUUUAUGAUAACAAGACCAAAGAUACACAGCCAGGGCAUACUGACAAGCAUUUUUGGGCACCGACUCCAGCCCUGAUCUUUAAAAUAGAUUCUCUAUUGAUAAAAGACAAUGAGCUGAGUUCCUAUAGGUACCAAAGACCAGUCCCUUUCAAAAGCAAUAUUUCCACUGUAAAGCACAGGGAGUUCUCUGAAUCCUCAGCCGUGAGUCUUUUGAAUAGAAAGCGUAGUAGUCUGUCUGAAACAUUGAAAAUGGAGCUCUAGCAGAAUACAGUGGUACCAGAUCAUUCAGUGGUGUAUGAUCAUUCCCUUUGAUCAGUAUUCAGGAUACCCACCACUUCUGCACAGUAUAUUACAACCUUCAUGGUAUUCAUGGCUGCAUAAAACUAAUGAGAAUUCAUGACACUGACUAUCAUAUUUUGGAAUUUUGGGCUAUAAUCAUGUGAAUUUUGAAUGUUUGUUUUUGUUGAGAACAGAUACCCUAGUGUGCAGCCCACUCAUAAUGUCUUAUGGCCAACUUUUUUAAAAAGCAUUCCAUACUGAACAUUUCUUAUUUCACGUGGCUUGUCAUUUAACAUGUUGGAUAACACUAAUGUUGUCUGCAGGAUUGUACGUCUAUGAUAGACAAUAUACCCUAACUCUAGCAUAGGUUUCUUCAGUUUUUAAUACACAUUCCAAUGCCUCAAGGCUUUUCCUGGUGAGUGUGGGGUUGACCUCUUGGUCACAAUGGCACAAAGUCCCUGAGAGUUACAAGAGUCCCUGCCUUUCUGAAGUUCCGGAAUAAUUUCACUAGAUUGUGACACAUGCGUGCUUUCUGUCUUUAACUUUGAGAGGAGCCAGUUGUUAUUGUCUGCUUUUAUAGUUCAUCAUGUUGGUAUUGCAAUAAACUCUGUAACAUGUUUACUCUAAAUCCCUUACACAGACAGGCUUGCCUUCGGAAAAAAGAGUGGACAAGAGGCUAGGAUAGCCUAACUGUCUGUGAUGUGUCUGAAUACUAUAGUGUUAAGCCAUUGCCCAUGUCUGAAUGCCACAUCUAGUCUUGUAGGCUAGACAAUGAUGGCGAAGUUUCCACUUGAAAUGAACUUAAUAGGGUUUUGGACUUAACGUCUAACCACGAAAAGAACAAUGUGUAUGUAGCAUUCAAAGGAGUUUGAAUAAUGUCAAUGUCACAUUGAGGUUAGAAUGCUCUAAAGUAGAACCCCACUUUUCUGCAUGCCAACGUCUGUUCACUGCCACUGGGAUGUCAUAUUUCUGUUUCAGAGGCCAAAUUAACAAACUUUGGCAGAUUGAAAUAUUGAAGUCUUGUUUAGAGUGGCAAAACACCAUCUCAGCCGAAUGUGACAUUAUGGUUUGGGAUUUUGGAAAGACCACCCUUGUACUGUCUAUGUUGCCACUGGAUUGGCAGUUGUACGUGUUUUGUAUAUUUUAGUACAUACAGAUUUUAAUAAUAAAAAAAAAUAUCAACCAUU